Ananas comosus (pineapple) is the source of this 2675-nucleotide messenger RNA. RefSeq names its product protein NPG1. Bases 236 to 2395 code for a protein of 719 amino acids. Gene Ontology annotation, molecular function: protein binding. Lineage: Eukaryota; Viridiplantae; Streptophyta; Magnoliopsida; Poales; Bromeliaceae. The transcript is spliced from 5 exons. The record is from RefSeq and is a predicted model, not a curated record.
AGAGAGAGAGAGAGAGAGAGAGAGGGGUUCCUAACUCUUUGGAUCUCGCUCUCUCCCCACCCCGCUCGUUCCCGUCACCGCCCCUCCUCCCCCAUUACCAUUCCCAUCCCCAUCCCCAUCCAUGGUGAGCUCCCCACCUCGAACCCUAACCCCACCCCUCCCCCGAUCCACCCCUAACUACCCCGAUCUCGUGAUCGGAUGCUCGUAGUCCGCGGCGGCGGCGGUGGCGGCGGCGAUGGGGUUUGAGGGCGGCGGAGAUGGCGGAGGUGGUGGGGGUGGGGGAGUUGCGGGGGAGGAGGAGGAUGUGGUGUCGGUGAAUGGCCUCUCCAUGAAGACCUCCGAGGUGGAGGCGAAGCUCGACGAGGGCAACAUCCAGGAGGCCGAGUCCUCUCUCCGCGAGGGCCUCUCCCUCAACUACGAGGAAGCAAGAGCACUUCUUGGAAGGCUGGAAUAUCAGAGAGGCAAUGUAGAAGCUGCUCUUCGAGUGUUUGAUGGAAUUGAUCUUCAAGCUGCCAUUCAGCGUUUGCAACCUUCUCUUUCUGAAAAGCCUUCCUCUAGGCGGAGCCGCUCACAUUCAGGUUCAGAUUCAUUGCAUUCGGUGUCUCAGCAUGCUGCUAGCCUUGUUCUUGAAGCCAUUUACCUGAAGUCCAUGUCCCUUCAAAAGCUUGGCAAAGCCAACGACUUUAUUAAACGGAGAAGAUUACUAAAUUAUGCAGAAGCCGCCCAAGAAUGUAAAAGUGUUCUCGAUGCUGUGGAAAAGAUAUUCCAACAUGGCAUACCUGAUGUGAUGGUUGAGCAGAAAUUACAGGAAACUGUUAGUAAGGCUGUAGAGCUCCUUCCAGAGCUAUGGAAACAGGCCGGGCUUUAUCAGGAAGCUCUAGCUUCUUACAGGCGCGCUCUUCUCAGUCAAUGGAAUCUCGACGAUGAAUGCUGUGCGAGGAUUCAGAAAAGGUUUGCUGUGUUUUUGCUAUAUGGCGGUGUAGAGGCUAGGCCGCCCAGUUUGGCUUCUCAAGUCGAGGGUUCAUUUAUUCCAAAGAACAAUUUGGAGGAGGCUAUCUUACUCCUAAUGAUAUUGUUAAGAAAAUGGUACCUUGGGAAGAUCCAAUGGGAUUCGUCGAUGAUGGAGCAUUUGACUUUUGCACUAUCUAUAUGUGGCCAAACUUUUGUUUUGGCAAAGCACUUUGAAGAAGUACUUCCUGGAACAUAUCCUCGCACUGAGAGAUGGUAUACUCUAGCUCUUUGCUAUAGCGGAGCAAAUCAAAAUGAAACUGCUUUGAAUUUAUUGAGGAAGUGUUUAAACAGACACGAAAGCCCAGAUGAUGUAAUGGCAUUAUUGCUGGCUGCUAAGAUUUGUAGUCAGGAUUGCGUUUUAGCUUCUGAGGGAGUAGAAUAUGCACAAAGAGCUAUUGCAAAAGCCGAAGCGGCAGAUGAGCAUCUGAAGAGUGUAGGCCUCCGCUUCUUAGGAAAUUGCUUGGGGAAAAAGUCAAAACGUGCUUCCUCUGACCAUGAAAGGUCUCGCUUGCAAGCUGAAGCUCUGAAGUCAUUAGAUGAGGCAAUGAAUCUCGAUCGUGAAAACCCAGAUUUGAUUUUUGAUUUGGGGCUUGAAUAUGCUGAGCAGAGAAACACAAAUGCUGCUCUAAAUUGUGCCAAGGAAUGUAUUGAAGCAACGGGUGGAUCGGUUUUAAAAGGCUGGAGGUUGCUGGCUUUGGUUCUAUCGGCUCAGCAAAGAUAUUCAGAAGCAGAAGUUGUUACUGAUGCUGCACUAGAUGAGACCGCAAAGUGGGCGCAAGGGCCGCUCCUUAGAAUUAAGGCUAAAUUGAAAGUGGCUCAGUCCUCGCCUAUGGAUGCAGUCGAAGCAUAUCGAUUCCUCCUUGCUCUUGUUCAGGCCCAAAGAAAGUCUUCUGGAUCUUUCAAAAGCAGUGCUGAGGUUGAGGACAAUAAGGUGAGCGAGUUUGAAGUGUGGCACGGUCUCGCUAACCUAUAUUCAAGUCUUUCACAUUGGAAAGAUGCUGAGAUAUGCUUGGAGAAGGCUCGCGCACUGAAGCCCUAUUCCGCUGCUAUACUGCACACUGAAGGUUCGAUGCACGAAGCCCGCGAUCAGGCCCGUGACGCACUGGCAGCUUACACCAACGCGCACUCCAUCGAGCUCGACCACGUCCAAUGCAAGGUAUCGAUCGGCUCAUUUCUGCUAAAACAGGGACCGAAAUCCUUGCCCGUGGCUCGGAGCUUCCUCUCCGACGCCCUAAGGCUCGAGCCGACAAAUCGGAUGGCCUGGUACUACUUGGGAAUGGUCCAUCGAGACGACGGGAGGGUGGCCGAUGCCGCGGACUGCUUCCAAGCCGCGUCGAUGCUGGAAGAGUCGGAUCCCAUCGAGAGCUUCAGCUCAAUCUCAUGAUCCCAGCCCGUCCUGCCCCCGCCCCUGCCCCCCGUGCCCGAAACUGAAGGUUUUGUCUGAGUUUUCUCUUUGCCCCCCCUACAUUUUCAGGUAUAUAGAUCACUGAAUUGGAUUUCGGAUGUAGAUUGUAUUUAUAGGUAAUUUCUCUGCCUGCUGUUCAGAUUUUUCGCCUCUUUCCUGCGAUAUUUAUAACUUGUGACAGAACUCGCGCUCGGGCCGCGGCGGUGUAUAAGUUUAUCUAAUGUGAAAUCUUCAAGGCUUUCUCUUUUUUGAUGAUUCA